Molecule: messenger RNA, 1678 nt
Organism: Paramisgurnus dabryanus
Lineage: Eukaryota; Metazoa; Chordata; Actinopteri; Cypriniformes; Cobitidae
Gene: tmed3
Product: transmembrane p24 trafficking protein 3
Source: RefSeq, a predicted model, not a curated record
GUCCUGCCACGUCAGUGGUGUUUCGAGUCAGCUGGGAAGUCGGUGUUUUAUACACGUAAACUUUAACUCAAUGGAGGAAGAUUUCUGUUAAUUUUAAGGAAUAAUUGUAACCUUUAUUAAAACAGCAUGCGGCACGGGUGGCUUUUACUUUUAGUGGUAUACACAGCCUAUAUAAACGCCACCGAAUUGACAUUUGAAUUGCCUGAUAACGAGAAGCAAUGUUAUUACGAGGAUCUAGAGCAAGGAGUGAAGUUUGACAUAGACUUUCAGGUUAUUGCAGGGGGGAACUAUGAUGUUGACUGUUUUGUGACAGAUCCACUGAAUAGUAUACUGUAUGACGAACGAAAGAAGCAAUAUGAUAGUUUUUCCCAUACAACGGCCAUGAAGGGAGAGUACAAGGUCUGCUUUAGCAACGAGUUUUCAACCUUCUCUCACAAAACCGUUUACCUGGACUUUAGAACUGGAGAUGAGAGACCUUUACUGCCUGAUACGAGCAGAUCAACAUCACUCACACAGAUGGAGUCAUCCUGCAUGUCUAUCCAUGAGAUACUGAGGGCGGUUUCAGACUCCCAGACUUGGUACCGUCUUCAGGAGGCUCUAGACCGAACCAGAGCAGAAGACCUGAAUGUGCGAGUGUUCUAUUGGUCCGUUGGCGAGGCCCUCAUCCUGUUUGUGGUUAGCAUUGGCCAGGUGCUAAUGCUCAGGAGCUUCUUUAAUGAUAAGAAAACAAAUGUUGCCACCAGCACAUAGAACUUUUUGCCUUUAUCUGCCUUUAUCUCUCCUUGGAGAUAAUCAACUGAUUUAUCAGUCUUGUGCGAUUUAAACAAGCCGUCUUAAAUUAUGCCUAAAGCCGACCACAAGUGACCUUUUUUUCAAACAAAUUUAUGAUUGCAGAGCUUUGCACUAAAUGAUGUGCAAAGUUUUUCAUAAUAGCCCUGUUUCGCAGACAAGGCUUAAGUCUAGACUAAGAUUUAUGUUUGAGUUGUCUUAACUCAAAACAUCUUGCACUGAAAUAUUUCAGUGGCAUUGUUAUGUCUUAAAAAAUGCACACCAGUAAAGUCACAUUUAUAAAAGCUACUUAAAUGUCCUGAUUGAACUAAUGCCUAAACCUGGCCUAAUCCAAGUCUUGUCUGUGAAAUUGGGCCCUAGUGUAGUAAAUGUUGUUCUCUAUGUGUAUUUUUGCAGUAAUUGAAAUGAACUGCUAUACCUUUAUGUACCUACAUCUUUUUUUUUUUUAUGGGAGGGGAAUACUACUUUGUCAAUUUUCAAUGCAUAGACUUUCAUUUAAAUGAAGAAUAGUAGUUUGGCAAUAAUAUCAAAGUACACUCUCAAAUGUCCAUGAUGUUGAAGAUUAUUUGCAAUUAUUAUAUGCAAAUCCUAACUGUGUACUGUAAAUGUAAGUGCCAACUGCAUGCACAUCAUCACCAACUGUAAGUUAUUGUGGCUAUAUAGCACUGGAUUUUAUAUUGCGUCUCUAUUUACUAAUACUAAUCAAACAUCAACUAAAUGUGCAGUUCAAACAAUGUUUUUCUAGAUUUACAGAUUGUAUUUUUACUCUCUUUAUGCAGUGUUUACAGUUUCAAAUGUUACAAAUGUGACCAUUGUACAAUACGGCACCCCAAAAGGGAAAUAGAGAAUAUAAUGAUUUGUUAUGUAAAUUAAAUUCAUUUUGUCCUUU